Molecule: messenger RNA, 2628 nt
Organism: Anolis sagrei ordinatus
Lineage: Eukaryota; Metazoa; Chordata; Lepidosauria; Squamata; Anolidae
Product: acylamino-acid-releasing enzyme
Biological process (GO): proteolysis
Molecular function (GO): serine-type endopeptidase activity
Source: RefSeq, a predicted model, not a curated record
AAUGGGAGGAGCCGCCCUCUCGAAGCCCUGCCCACCCGGCUCCCGAGAGUGGCGCUUAGAGCGGAAGCUUCGGAGGAGGACUCGCCAGCGGCCUGCCAGGAAGAGGAGGAGAUGGCGGAGGCGGCGUUGCUGACCGAUCCUGAAGAAAUAGCAGCUUUAUACCGGGAGUUUUGUCAGUUCCCAUCUCUUUCAAGUGCCUGUAUUGGGCCUGAAGUAACAACACAGUAUGGUGGCAAAUAUUGCAACAUUUACACAGAGUGGUCUCAGCGGGACUUGGAAAGAGCUGAAAAUGUGAAAUUCUGCCGCCAGUAUCUCAUUUUCCAUGACAGCCAGUCUAUCGUGUUUUCAAGUCCCUCUGGCAACUGCACUGAAAUCAAGGGAGAGCUUCUGAGCCGGGACUCUCCCAGUGGAGCACAAAAAGCUGUUCUGCGAAAGACUACCAACAGCAAAGGAGAGGAAAAGCAGUUCCUAGAGGUUUGGGAAAAGAGCCGCAAAGUGAAGAGCAUUGAGUUGACCGCCCUGGAGAAGCAUGGCCAAGUGUAUGAAGAUGAUCAGUUUGGCUGCUUAUCCUGGUCGCACUCCGAGACUCACCUUCUCUAUGUGGCAGAAAAGAAACGCCCCAAGGCUGAGUCUUUCUUUAAACCAAAAGCCCCUGAGAUGAGCAAUGAAGAAGAACUGACCAAGGCAGAGCGACGAGACAAAGCUGUUAAGGGGGAGCAGUUUGUGUUCUAUGAAGACUGGGGAGAGACCCUUGUGUCUAAGAGUGUUCCUGUGCUGUGUGUUUUGGACAUUGAGAGCAACAACGUGUCGGUGCUGGAAGGUGUUCCAGAGCACAUCUCCCCUGGACAGGCCUUCUGGACUCCAGGUGACACAGGAGUGGUGUUCACAGGGUGGUGGCAUGAGCCGUUCCGUCUAGGUUUGAGGCAUUGCACCCAGCGAAGAUCAGCUGUCUUCUAUGUGGACCUGACAGGUGGCCGUUGUGAGCUUCUGACAGGUGACACCAAGGCCAUUUGGUCUCCCCGCUUGAGUCCUGACCAAUGUCGCAUUGUAUACCUAGAGAAUCAAGCUUCUGGGCCCCACCAACAGUGCAGCCGCCUCUGCAUGUAUGACUGGUACACAAAACUCACUUCUGUCAUUGUGGAAGUUGUGUCUCGCCAGAGUCAAGGUGAAUUUACUGGGAUUUAUAGCACAGCACUACCUGAGCGUUGUUGGGCGGCAGACAGCCAAAGGGUUGUUCUAGACACAGCUCAACGCAGUAGGCAGGAGCUGAUUGUGAUUGAUACUUUGUCCAGCAGUGUCUGUUCUCUCACUAAGGGAUGCUCCCUUGGAAGCUGGGCAAUCCUCACCAUUGACCGAGAUCUGCUGGUGGCCAGAUUCUCCACUCCAAACUGUCCACCCAAACUUAUGGUGGCUUUCCUUCCUCCUGCUGGCAAGGAGGCUGAGAUCAACUGGGUCUGUCUGGAAGAAGCCAGCCCGAUUCAAGGCAUCACUUGGGAUGUCAGGGCAUUCCAGCCCCCUCCAGAGCAAAUCAACCCCCAGUAUGAGGGCCUUGAUUUUGAAGCCAUCCUACUCCGGCCAACUCAAAUUCCAGAAACAGGAAAGAUCCCAUUAGUGGUGACGCCACAUGGGGGCCCACACUCAGUAUUUACCACCAGUUGGUCACUGUACCCAGCAGUACUCUGUCGGAUGGGUUUUGCUGUAUUAUUGGUGAAUUAUCGAGGAUCACUCGGCUUUGGCCAGGACUGUGUAGAUUGCUUACCAGGGAAUGUGGGCAGCCAGGAUGUCAAAGAUGUGCAAUUCUGUGUACAGAAAGUACUACAGGAGGAUCCUUUGGAUCCACAGAGAGUGGCCUUGCUCGGUGGCUCCCAUGGAGGCUUCCUAUCCUGCCAUCUCAUUGGCCAAUAUCCUGAAACUUACAAAGCCUGUGUGGUCAGGAAUCCUGUGGUCAACAUAGCCUCUAUGGUUGGAAGCACUGACAUCCCUGAUUGGUGCCUGACUGAGGCAGGCUUGGCAUAUGACCAGGCUGCUUUGCCAGAUCCUGCACAAUGGAUAAAGAUGCUGCUCCAUUCACCUAUGCAGUAUGUUGAUAAGGUUCAAGCACCUGUUCUCUUAAUGAUAGGAGAAGAUGAUAGACGUGUACCUCCCAAGCAAGGUUUAGAGUAUUAUCAUGCUCUCAAGGCCAGGGGAGUUCCAGCUCGGAUGUUGUGGUAUCCAGGAAAUAACCAUGCACUAUCUGGUGUGGAGGCUGAAUCAGAUGGCUUCAUGAAUAUUGCACUCUGGCUGAUCAAGCACCUGAAAUGAUGACAACACUUCACCUUUUGUAGUCCUUCUCUGUUAAGCAGUGUGGCUAACAAACUGAGAUCAAGGUCCAAACAGCCACUGCUCUUGAGAAUAGGUACAUGAGAGUGGCUGGGGUACAGGCCUACUCUGUUGUAGCAAAGGCCAUGUACUUUUUGCCAAAUCUUGCAUUCUUACAAGUAGUUCCACCAUAAUAGAUAGCUAUAUAUAAUCUGAUAAUAUUAAUGAUUUUUUGUUGUUGUUAAUGCUAGUGUUUGGAAGCUCCAAAGACUCUAGCUGCAAAAAAAUAAUGAAUAAAACAUUUGAUUAAAGUUCUUUCCUAAAAACUGA